This is a messenger RNA of Dromaius novaehollandiae (emu), 2085 nucleotides long. It is a transcript of the gene PEX11B, whose product is annotated as peroxisomal biogenesis factor 11 beta. The record is from RefSeq and is a predicted model, not a curated record. The coding region runs from base 174 to 914 and encodes 246 amino acids. NCBI's taxonomy places the organism in Eukaryota, Metazoa, Chordata, Aves, Casuariiformes, Dromaiidae. Gene Ontology annotation, biological process: peroxisome fission. Gene Ontology annotation, cellular component: peroxisomal membrane. The transcript is spliced from 4 exons.
UGUGCCCCCGCCGGCCGCAAGGUGACGCCAGCUCUCCCGCCCCCCCCCACCCCCCGCGCGCGCUCCGUGUGACCCGCGGCGGCUUCCGUCGCGCCGCCGGAAGUGGCUGCGGCUCUCGCUCCGCCGCGCCGCGGCCGCUGCACGGGGGACGAGGCCGGGGGCCCGGCUGCGCCAUGGAGACCUGGGUGCGCUUCAGCGCCCAGAGCCAGGCCAAGGAGCGCGUCUUCAGGGCCGCCCAAUACGCCUGUGCCCUGGCGGGCGACGCGCUGCGGAGGAACGGGGCCGGCAGCGGCGUCCUGGACAGGCUGCGGCAGCUGGAGGCUCAUCUCAGCCUGGGCCGCAAGCUGCUGCGCCUGGGCAGCUCGGCCGAGGCGCUGGAGGCGGCCAAGCGAGCCAUCCACCUCUCGGACAUGGUGCUGCGCUUCUGCAUCACCCUCGGCCACCUGAACAGGGCCAUGUACUUUGCCUGUGACAACGUGCUGUGGGCGGGCAAGGCCGGCCUCGUCCCCAGCGUGGACCAGGAGAAGUGGAGCCACAGGUCCUUCAGGUAUUACCUCUUCGCCCUCGUGGUGAACCUGAGCCGGGAUGCCUACGAGAUCCGGAUCCUGAUGGAGCGCGAGGUGGGCGGGAAGCGGGCGAAAGGCGUCGAGAACGGGCGCUUGCUCCAGGCUGACAACGGCCUGCAGCAGCUGGGGCUGAGGCUGCAGGUGCAGCUCCGGCUCCUGGCGCACGUCCUUCGGAACAACCCGCCGCUGCUGCUGGACGUGGUGAAGAACGCUUGCGACCUCUUCAUCCCCCUGGACAAGCUGGGGCUCUACAAGACCAGCCCGGGCUUUGUGGGGCUCUGCGGCCUCACCUCCUCCAUCCUCUCCAUCCUCACCAUCCUUCAUCCCUGGCUCAAACUGAAGCCCUAGUCGUCCCUGCAGCCUGCCUCCGGGCUCCCUGGGUCGCAGCAGGGGAUUUUAGGAGAUUUUAGGAGACCCCAGGGGUGUUCCUGGGGCUGCGCCACGAUGAAGCUGACAGUUUUGAUCCCGUUGUGCACGGCUGCGCGUUCGCGUCACGCCUGGCUGCUUUCACCGAGCGUCGACCAGGCUUUGGAGAUGGGAGGAAGGCGGAGGGAGUCCAUGGCAUCAGCGCCCGCGGGGACCCACUCUGGCCGCCUCGUCUCAGUUCUCUGCAGCGCCCCUGAAGAGGCCAUUAUUCGGCGGACCUAAAUUUGGCUGCUCUUCCCCUUGACUGUAGAGCCCGUCUGGCCCCAGCAGGGGUGAAACAAUUUCCGUCUGUCUCCAAAGGAUCUUUAAGGCUGGAGCCAGCCAGCAGGGAGCUUUUCCUGCUGCUCUGGGGCUAGAGGAGGCCGCCUGGGUCGCUGGGCGUCUCUUCCAGACUGCUGCAAAUGUCCCUUUUAGGAGCUUCUUUGCCACAGUGGGAUAAUUCAGGGAGGGAGCGGCUCAGUGAUGAGCUAUGAUUCUCUGUGAUGAUUUUUCCUAGCCGCUCUCUGCUCUGAGCUGGCAUCGCUGCCUCACAGUUUGAUCGCUUUUCCAGGUUUCUGUGACGCUGGAUAACACUGCUCGUGUGGGUCUUGGGCCUGUCCCAGCUCUACAGAGAACUUCACUUAAUCAUCAGCGCUGACCUUCUCCCUUUGUCCGCGGUUGUUUGUGUCCAGGGGCGCUGUGUUCCUCCGUCUCGCCCCGGGAGGGAGCGUAGAAGCAGGGGAGCAGGUACCGGUGCUUUUAACCAAGCUGCGGCGACGGACCUGGCGCCAGAGUUUGCGCCUGGUUUUCUUUUCCUUGCCGGUCAGAACCGGGUUGUCUUUGUACUCACACAGCGAGUCCGUCAGGGGAGGACUGACACGCUCCUGCUGUCCCCAGCUUGGCUGCUAGCAGCCUCUUCACACUGUCAACACCGCGGUUUUAAUGUUUUAGAGCAAUAUUUUAAUCCUGGCAGGGGGGACGAAAGGUACGGCGGAGAGCUGUGAGGCCACUCCUGCUCCUUGUUGGUCGUGUGUAAAUACUGUAAAUAGGCACCUGCACUAAUCACAGUGUGUGGCGGUUUGCGGAGCUAAUUAUUAAAGCCAAACUGCUGAGA